This is a messenger RNA of Clonostachys rhizophaga, 216 nucleotides long. The record is from the annotation of a GenBank genome assembly. NCBI's taxonomy places the organism in Eukaryota, Fungi, Ascomycota, Sordariomycetes, Hypocreales, Bionectriaceae.
AUGGCUGGCGUCGCAUACUACACUAUUGCAGGCCGACAGGUCGGCGGCCACUACCUCGCCAUGGGUGUUCUGGCUUCCAUCUUCGGCGGUGUCUACGCUGCUACUUCUGGUCCCAAGAAGCCUGCUGCUGCCAACAACACUCCUCCCAUCAAUGCCUCUAGCUCCGACGAGGCCGACUUCAUCAAGAAGUUCCUUGAGGAUGACAAGAAGAACUAA